UUUUCUUUUCUUUUCUUUUUUUCCAGUUCUUGGCAAUUAUAUUUGCUUCUUGGAUUUGACCGUACGUUUCUUGAUGGAAUUCUUCUGGUUUCUUGAAGAAAAAGUCACCACCACCUUGUGUAAUAUUUAACCCAAUGAACUAUGACUCCAUUGUCUCCCAUGGAAAGCAAUUCUUUUACUGAAGAUAUGAGCUACUGCAUUGAUACCGAGCAUUCCUUUUCUUCGUUGCUUGAGUUUGCGGCAGAUAAUGACGUUGAGGGUUUCAGGCGAUCAGCGUUUGAUGAAUCCGAGGUUAAGGAGGUUGGACUAUGGUACAGUCGUCAGGGGGGAUCGAGGAAGAUGGUUCUCGAGCAGAGAACCCCUUUGAUGAUUGCUGCUAAAUAUGGCAGUGUUGACAUUGUGAAACUAAUUCUUUCUCUACCUGAGGUAGAUAUAAAUUUCUGUUGUGGCCCGGAUAAGAGCACUGCUCUUCAUUGUGCUGUUUCUGGUGGAUCUGUUAACGCUAUCUAUGUUGUCAAGUUGCUAUUACUUGCAGGUGCUGAUACUAAUGCUUUUGAUACCAAUGGUUGUCGCCCAAUUGAUGUUAUCGUUACUCCCUCAAAAUUUCCUCACUUGAAAAUUGCACUUGAAGAGCUCUUGAAAAAUGGUUCUGUCCGUCAAUGGGAUAUGAUGCCAGUUUCACGUCCUAGUUUGAGAUCCAGUUCACCUUCUCUGUCAUCAUUGACUGAUGAAGGUUCCUCGUCCUCUCCCUCGGGCUCUAUAUUGUCGCCAGUUAACCGUACGCCUAACGAUGUACAUGUUUCUUCUGCUAAGAAAGGAUACCCUGUUGAUCCAACUAUUCCUGAUAUUAAGAACAGUGUUUAUGCUAGCGAUGAGUUUAGGAUGUUCUCCUUCAAGAUCCAACGCUGUUCCAGGGCAUAUGCCCAUGAUUGGACCGAGUGUCCUUUUGUUCAUCCAGGUGAGAAUGCAAGGAGAAGGGACCCAAGGAAGUUCUAUUACAGUUGUGCACCAUGUCCAGAUCACAGGAAUGGGACAUGUAGGCGUGGGGAUUUGUGUGAAAAUGCUCAUGGGAUUUUCGAGAGCUGGCUACACCCUACCCAAUACAAGACUCGACUUUGCAAGGAAGGCACGAAUUGCAUGCGUCGAGUGUGUUUCUUUGCUCACAAAUCAAAUGAACUGAGACCUCUGAAUAUGUCUACUGGAGCUGCAUCCUCUAAAGUAGAUGUUAUGGAUUUCACCACGGCCUCGAAGUUAUUGCCUAGCUCCCCUUCAGCAGUUUCCUCGACGUCACCUUCUACAUUUAAUCCACUGAAGCAUCUUUCAAGCAACAGUUCACACCCAUCUGUGCCUUGGCCUCAGCAAACUAUCCCAAAUUUGCAUAACGGUCUCCAAGCAAGCCGUCUGAGAAGUUCUCUCAAUGCAAGAGACAUUUCAUCCGAGGAGCUUAAUGGAUUGCGGGAUUUUGCAUUCCAGCAACAUCUGCCCCUAAACGAGCCAUCCUCUUUCUCUCAGCUACAGUACAAUGGUUCUUCUAACGAUCUUUUUUCUCCUUCAAACACCUUGAACCACUCAAAUCUAGACAAGAUGUUCAAUGCAAAUGUCUCAUCUCCUCAGUAUUCUGAGCAACUGGGAGGUUCUGCAUCAGUUUUCUUUCCCACAUAUUCGUCAGCAGCUCUUAAUCAACAGCAGCAGCAUCCGAAAAGCAAGGCAUCUCGAAUUCAGGGGAUAUCACCUUAUAUCAAUGAUCCUGUGUCCUCUUUGGGCUUUCAACAAUCUGCUCAUGUUCGCCGGGAGAGGAUGUUGCAACAAUUACAAAGCAGCCUACUCCCACAGAAGUUUAGUUCUAAGCCAUCAUAUGACCUUGGAUCCAAUGGUACAAAUUCAUGGUCAAAAUGGAAAUCUGAGAACAGGAAUGUAGAUAGGUUUAUUCAGGCGGACGAAGUGGGUCAGCCACACACAUCAAGUUCAAUUGAGCACGUUGGAGAGGAACCCGAUGUGUCAUGGGUUCAUUCAAUGUUAAAGGACUCACCAUCUGAGACAAACGAGACAACUGCUAUUCCAGUCCCAGCUACCCUUGAUGGCUCUACUUCAAACCCUCACAUUGAAUCCAGUGAUUACAUGGCUUUGCAAGCUUGGCUUGAGGGGUUGCAGCUUGAUCAGAACGUUGUUUAGGGAAAAAGCAAAUAAAUACAUAUAUAGUCAUAGCUGAAUUUCAGAUUUAUUAGUUAGUGCUAUCAGAUUUAAAUAACUAAGGUAGUCGUAACGAUACGAGCUCAAAGGAAGAAAA
This is a messenger RNA of Populus euphratica (Euphrates poplar), 2287 nucleotides long. RefSeq names its product zinc finger CCCH domain-containing protein 56-like. Bases 142 to 2172 code for a protein of 676 amino acids. Lineage: Eukaryota; Viridiplantae; Streptophyta; Magnoliopsida; Malpighiales; Salicaceae. Gene Ontology annotation, molecular function: metal ion binding; protein binding. The transcript has 2 exons. The record is from RefSeq and is a predicted model, not a curated record.